This is a messenger RNA of Maylandia zebra (zebra mbuna), 3161 nucleotides long. RefSeq names its product acetylcholine receptor subunit alpha. Gene Ontology annotation, cellular component: postsynaptic membrane. Lineage: Eukaryota; Metazoa; Chordata; Actinopteri; Cichliformes; Cichlidae. Gene Ontology annotation, biological process: monoatomic ion transmembrane transport. Gene Ontology annotation, molecular function: transmembrane signaling receptor activity; acetylcholine-gated monoatomic cation-selective channel activity. The record is from RefSeq and is a predicted model, not a curated record.
ACAUACUGGAUGAUCCCCUUCCCACUACUCACUUCAGCUUUAAGGUGACUGCUACAGCUUUAGUGCAUGUUUCUGUGUCUAUGUAAAGUUAGCAUACAGGUUAGAUUUGGUUCUGACCUGAUAACGAGUCAACAACACAUUACCAAACGGAUGCCGUGGAUUUCUAAGCUGUUUCUUUAAACAUCUGGUGGAAAUAUGAAUGUUCCAAAGGUCCACCUCUUACUGACAUGCAUCCUCUGUGUAUGUUCUGGAGAAAAACUCUCCCUGAAUACUAUCCAGGUGAUGUUAAACUUUGUCAAGGACAACCCGCAGCUCCUCAAAGAAUUGAACUUGGACAUGGAAUCAGACGUAGAUUUGGAGGAGUUCAAAACCAUAUUGAACAGACUCCCUGAGCACGUGAAACAACAUUUGUUGAGCAAGACCAGCUUGGAUCUUCCCUACACCUCAAAUGUUCAUUCUGAUGUUCCACAAAGACAGGAUAUCCUACAGCCCCCCAUGCCAUUAGUGCAAGGGCCCAAAGGAGAAUGUUGCUCAAACGAUGAGACGACGCUGGUGAAACGACUGUUCACUGGUUACAACAAAGUGGUUCGUCCUGUUAACCACUUCAGUGAAGCUGUAGUGGUUACUGUGGGAUUACAGUUAAUACAGCUUAUAAGUGUGGAUGAAGUUAACCAAAUUGUGACCAGUAAUGUCCGUCUCCGACAGCAAUGGGUAGACGUUAACUUACGGUGGAAUCCUGAAGACUAUGGAGGAAUCAGAAAGAUCAGAGUUCCUUCAUCUGACAUAUGGAAACCUGACCUUGUGUUAUACAACAAUGCUGAUGGUGAUUUUGCCAUCAUCCAUGAAACUAAAGUCCUGCUAGAGCACACUGGCAAGAUCAUAUGGAACCCUCCAGCCAUCUUUAAGAGUUACUGCGAGAUUGUUGUCCUUCACUUCCCAUUUGACCUACAGAACUGUACUAUGAAAUUGGGAACCUGGACAUACGAUGGCCUGCUGGUCGUAAUCAACCCGGAGAGUGAUCGACCUGACCUCAGUAACUUCAUGGAGUCAGGUGAAUGGGUGCUAAAGGACUACAGAGGGUGGAAGCACUGGGUGUACUACACUUGCUGUCCUGACACACCAUACCUGGACAUUACCUACCAUUUCCUGAUGCUGCGACUGCCCCUCUAUUUUAUCGUUAACGUCAUAAUUCCCUGCAUGCUGUUCUCUUUUCUCACGGGAUUGGUCUUCUACUUGCCUACUGACUCUGGUGAAAAGAUGACUCUCUCCAUCUCUGUCCUGCUGUCUCUGACUGUCUUCUUGCUGGUUAUUGUGGAGCUGAUCCCCUCCACUUCGAGUGCUGUUCCCCUCAUAGGGAAAUACAUGCUCUUCACAAUGGUAAUGGUCAUUGCCUCCAUCAUCAUCACUGUUAUCGUCAUCAACACACAUCAUCGCUCACCAAGUACGCACACCAUGCCGGGGUGGAUCCGUAAGGUCUUCAUUGAAACCAUUCCCAACAUGAUGUUCUUCUCAACAAUGAAGCGUCCCAGUCAGGAGAUCCGGCAGAAGAGGCUGUUCCCUACUGACAUGGACAUUUCCGACAUCUCAGGUAAUCCUACCCCGACGGCUGUCACCUAUCAGUCCCCCAUUGUUAAAAACCCUGAUGUUCGUAGCGCAAUCGAGGGGGUGAAGUACAUCGCAGAGACUAUGAAGUCAGAUGAAGAAUUUAACAAUGCAGCAGAGGAGUGGAAGUUCGUUGCCAUGGUUUUGGAUCACAUCCUGCUCUGUGUGUUCAUGGCUGUGUGCAUCAUCGGGACUCUUGCUGUCUUUGCUGGGAGACUCAUUGAGCUCAACACACUGUAGAGGCCUUCAUGAUGGAGGAGAAUGCAUUUAUCCCACUGUCCCUCACGCACAGAUAGGCAGUCAAAGGUCGAGCUAAUUUCAAAAUUCUGUUCAGGGCCUUUAAUUGUGUUGACUUUGAAUGUGCAGAUAUUUUUUACUUUUAUUGAGGAGUCUGCAGUAAAAACUCCAGGCAUCUCACAGGUAUGAUGAUACACAAAUAUCUUGAUGGGUUAUACUGGGUCACACAAAGCUGUUCUUGUUAUUAACAAUCCAGCAUUUUUCUAUUGUUUCUCUUUUAUUUCUACAGUUGGUGAUUGCUGCCCUCACAAUUGCGCAGACUGUUAUUUUACAUGUAAAAUCACGAACAGUAGUUGUUACGUUGUCAUAUUUGGCAGCUUGAUUUAAGGUUUGUGUGAUUGGUUCUCUUAAAUGUUAUUGUCAGAUGUUGUCUUGGAUUAUUUUCCCCUUAGAACUUUUAUUGAUUGGUUUUGCCAGACAUUCAGUUUGACAAUAUCUUAAGGGUUUUUUUCUACUAUACUCACAAGAUAAUAGCAAGGUUUUAUCAAGCAAAUUUUUCCAAAAUAUGUUAAAGUCAAGCGGAUCUUUAGUUACCCUAUAGCAAGUAAAAGUGGUUCAAAUAAUUAAGAUUGGUUAGUCAGCUUUGAUUCCAUUAAGUGAAAAACAAUGGAAAUACCACAGCUGCAGUAUUGGCCAAUGUGCUUUAACAAGCUAAAGACAGCUUGAUGUAUGUAUGCAGCUGCGACAGACCAUUUAUUUUAGUAUAAUGAUAUGGUUCAGUCCUGCUGUCUGUGUUAAUCAUUUGUUUGUUUUUUUGUUUUAAUUUGUAGUUUUCUAGAUGUGGAAUAAAGUGAAAAAUAACAUUUUGUUUUAGUGUUAUGAAGUUCAGACUACACUGACAAAUCACUGGAUGUUUUCAUUUCUUGUCAUGUUCAAGAAUCCAGUUUAAUUUGUUUUUGUGUUGUUUUCUUACUUGGAAGAAAGGUAUAUGGUGGUCACAAAAGGACAGCCAGGGUCAACAAUAGUCAGUGUGUCAUUACACCACCACCAGAUAUUACCUGAACUGCUGAUUUAAGGCAGGAUGUUGUUUUUGUCAAAUUCUGACCAUACUGUCUUAAUUUGCAGGAGAAAGCGAGACUUAUUUGACCACCCAAUAUUUUUCCAGUCAUCCAUUGUCUGAUUUUGAUGAGCAUGUGUGAACUGUAGCCCCAGUUUCCUGUUCUGAGCUGGCAGGAGUGGCACCUGGUGGGUUUGCUGCUGUAGCCCAUCUGGUUCAAGGUUCCAUGUGUUUUGCAUUCAAAGAUGCUCUUCUACAUUCGUUA